UCCCAACAGCCUGUAUUGUGCGGCCCCUUUAAGGAAACGAAUGCGGGAGGCUGUUUGGGGAAGUUUGCAAGUAAUGCCAGAAAGAGAGUGGCCUGGUUUAAAAAAACUCCAAAUUUAUAAGCCAGUGGAAGCAGGAAUUUCUUCGGUGGUAAAAAAUGAUUUGCAUUUUACUCGUCGCGGGUCACGGAACUCUUCUGGAGAGUCAAAUCAAGAAUGAUUCCACUGGUCUGUAUGCUCACUUAGAAGGUAUUCCCAAAGCACUUCUGCCUGGAACUGGAGGAAAGAAAAUCCUAGACUUCUGGUGGGAAACUGUAAAAAUGAGACAUUUUUUCACUGAUGUUUACCUUGUUACCAAUGCAGAUAAGUAUAAGCACUAUGAGAGAUGGGCAACGGCAAAUGAUUUUCCUGUGGAAAACAUCAUUAACGAUGGAACAACAAUGCAUGAAACACGUCUUGGGGCUGUGGCUGACCUAGACCUAGCCAUCAGGAGCAAGAAGGUGCAGCAGGAUGUCAUAGUGAUUGCAGGAGAUAUGCUGUGUGCUGAUCAGAAUUUUGACAUUGCACAAGUUCUCAAAUUCUUUAAAUUAAAGAAUGGCGACUUGGCAAUUUACUAUGACAUGGAAGAUGAUGAAGAAACCUCCUCUCGGGGAAUUGUAGAAGUGUGCCCAACAACUCAUAGAAUUACGAAGUUCUUUGAAAAGCCUGCUCCCAAUGUCACUGGGUCAAGAAUGGCUAGUGUGGUGUUCUAUUGUUUCCAGGAGAAAACCCUCUCAACUAUAGAAGAAUUUCUGAAACUUCACAAAAAUGUUGCAGACAGAGUGCUUGGAAAAUACAUGGAAUGGCUCAUUAAUUCUGCUCAGCGUCCUGUCUAUGGAAUGAAACUUCCUACUGGAUUUCAGCUGAUUGGUCAAGUGGGACUAAAUGAUUAUACAAAAUGGCUGACACACUACUCAAUCAAGCAGCAAACAUCUCCAGUUCAAGCAGUCACCUGUCGCUCAUACUCAAGGAUUGGAGUCAUGGGAAAUCCAUCUGAUGGCUUCCAUGGCAAAACCAUUUCUAUGACGAUAAAAAACUUCUGGGCUGAAGUCACCAUAUCUGAAAGUGAAAAGCUAGUGCUGCUUCCACAUCCGCUCUGUGAUCCUACAGAAUUUGGAAGUCUGCAGGACUUGUACUGUAUCAGUGGGAAGGAAGGGUAUUUGGGAGGCCUGAGGCUACUACAAGCAACAUGUAAGAAGUUAUAUCAGUUUUGUUCUGAAAAAGGAAUUGCACUGACCAAGAAGAAUUUUACUCUGAAGUACGAUACGAACAUCCCAAGACAAGUGGGGCUGGCUGGCAGCAGUGCAAUUGUAUGUGCAACUUUAAAAUGCCUGAUGACGUUCUACAACCUAACUGAUAAUGACCUGCCUAAACAAAUACAGGCUAAUUUUAUUUUGGAUGUUGAAAAAGAAGAGCUCUGCAUUACAGCAGGACUGCAAGAUCGUGUGGUUCAGGUCUAUGAGGGACUUAUCUACAUGGAUUUUAGCAAGGCCUUGAUGGAAGAACAGGGAUAUGGAAACUAUGAACGGAUGGAUAUCAGCUCUACACCGCCAUUUUGGCUUGCAUACUUGGGAGACCCCAGCGAUUCAGGGAAGAUACACAACAAUGUACGGCAAAGAUGGUUAAAUGGUGAUCAUGAUGUUGUGGAAGCAAUGACACAAUUUUCAGUACUUGCAGAUAAGGCAAAGUAA
Molecule: messenger RNA, 1727 nt
Organism: Protopterus annectens (West African lungfish)
Lineage: Eukaryota; Metazoa; Chordata; Ceratodontiformes; Protopteridae
Exons: 19
Coding region: 156-1727 (523 amino acids)
Biological process (GO): biosynthetic process
Molecular function (GO): glucuronokinase activity; ATP binding
Source: RefSeq, a predicted model, not a curated record